AUGGCAGAAUGGCGCAUCAGUGAUGUUGCUCCGAUAAGAGAAUUAGAAGGCCUAGAUCACGAGCGUUGCGCCGCGCUUCACAACCACAUUGUUGAACUAGGCUGGACCCAGCGUGGCCUAGCACUGGACACCCUCGAUAAACGCACAUGGUGGGAAUGCUAUGGCGGCGAUGCAGCUCUUUCCAGCACAGCCGAGCGUCUCGAUGCCUCUGUAGUGUCUUUUCUAAAGGCAUCUUGGCAUGGAUUCGCCAUGGAUUCAGCCACACAACCUCACCUUUUCCAUCGUUAUCUGGCGCGCUUAUGCUCACCGGAGGAACUUUGGCAGAAUGCAAAUUAUUCCGAGGAAGAGGACGAUUCGAACAAAAGACGCUAUAUCACGCUGUACAUGGCGAAUUGGGCGUUGGGCGCUACUCAUCCGUUAGGAUUGGUUUUGGAUCAAGACGAGUUCACUGCUAUGCAGCACAUGUCCAUGCGUGACACCGAAAUUACCAUGAAUGGCCGACAGAUGUGGUUGCCUCUUGAGAUGGUUCUUGAUGGCUUCGUAGACAUGAUCGACCAAGGUAAAAUCAUGGCCGUGGACGAAAAUAAUAGUGGGGAACAAGAGCGUACGGAACCAUGGAUCAUGCCUUCGUACACGGAACCAGACCUCGAAGACACUCUCCAGGCUUUUGAGCAGCUAUUAGAUGCAAUCCACGUCAGAAUGCCUUAUCAAGAACAAAGCGCAGAACAGAAUCUGCUCGAAGUCGUGACUGGUGGUAAUCCGGGGAUCCUGUCUCCGAACAGCUUCGCACAUCGAUUCCUCACCCAGUGCUCGAGACCGAACUUCACUCAUAUCGCACCAGGUUUAAGUAUCACGCAACAACAACCUUUCGCGCCAACGCCCGGGCAGGCGAACGAGAACAAGCUCUUCCCACUGCUCCUCUUCACGAGCACAUCACCUGCCCACCAAGAAACCCAACGCACGCCAUGGGGUGAGCGAAUACGCGCCUCGCCGUUUGCACACGACUUCGAUGACAUCUCGACCUACCCAGCUGGUCUCUAUCUUACCGAAACGAAUCCUCACAGCAGCCAUCCUUUUGAGGACGGCUGUAAGCUUAUCUUGCCAUUCACCCUCGGUUCCAAUGCAUUUGCGCGAACCAGUGACGGCGCGCUGAUCGGCGAGAAUGUACGAAAGGCAGGGGAGGAUGCCUCCGCUGAGAUCGAACCAAAGAGUGCAGAGCUAUACCAGCUAGGAUUCAACCACUUCAUUGCAGGGCAUGAUGUACAACUCAGGUAUGUGUUGUGCAAAUGGAUGGAGAUGAUCGAGGAGGGAAAAUGGGAGGUUGACGAGCAUGGUGUAGCAGGAGGUAUAGAGAAAUGGAGCGAGACAGAUUUAGAGGAGCACUGGUCUGAUUAUCAAUUGCCAAUGAGUUGGUAAUUAUAAUAGUUCAUAUUAAACAGUAUACAGUCUUUAAUAUGGUUAUUAGCUAAGUAGCUAGUUAGGUAGUAUAAGUAUAGAAAGAUAGUAUAUUCUCU
Molecule: messenger RNA, 1514 nt
Organism: Aaosphaeria arxii CBS 175.79
Lineage: Eukaryota; Fungi; Ascomycota; Dothideomycetes; Pleosporales
Exons: 1
Coding region: 1-1416 (471 amino acids)
Source: RefSeq, a predicted model, not a curated record